UCCUGCCAGCUCAUGGAUCAUACAGUGCUGAGAUGGAGAUUAGUAACUUCAAAUGGCUGGGUCAGGUAGAGGAAGAGGACGUGCUUCAUUUACAUUCAACAUUGAAGCCAUUGGCUUCUCUAAAGGUGCAGUUCUACCUGAUGUUGUGUGUAAGCCUCCACCGCUAUUUCCUAGUACAGAAAAUAAGCCAGUGCCUCUGAAAACAGGAGACGAUGAAGAUUACAUGUUGGCCUUAAAACAAGAUUUUAGAGGAGCUAUGAAAAAAAUGCCAUAUUUUUUGGCAGUAGAAGAAGAUCAUGAAGCAAUUGAAAGGUACAGUAAAAAGUACAUGGAUGAUGAAAAGGAGCAUGCAGCGUGGACUCCAGAUUGGAGAAGACUUCCAAGAGAGAUGAAGCCAAGGAAAAAGAUGAAGAAAGCAGGUGCAAAACCAAAAAAGGCAAAGAAUUCUGAGCCUAAAAGUAACGUGGAUGUGUUGAAAAAAAUUGAGGAGUUGGAAAAGAAAGAUGAUGAAGAAGAAAAAUCUGAUGAUGAGAAAGACAGAACAAAAGAUAAACAAGGUGAAGAUGAUGAAGAAGCUGAAGAGCCAGAAGAAUAUGAUGAAGAGGAACAUGAAGAGGAAAAUGACUAUAUUUCUUCAUACUUUGAAGAUGGAGAUGACUUUGGUGCUGGCAGUGAUGACAAUAUGGAUGAAGCAACAUACUAGCUGUUGUUGCUAGGAGGUGUACUGUUCAUGGAAUAGAAUCCUGGAGGUAGGCUGAGUAUUACUGACAGAACUAAUGCUUCAGAUCUUUUGGGUUUAAGCUUACUCUCCGAAAACAUAUGGAACAAUUUUUUGUAAUGGUUUUUCGCUGUAAAAUGGGAUCCCAGAUCCCACAUUUUGUUCAUUUGCUAUGUUUUGCAGAUAUGCACUUUUUAAAGCUUCUCUGAGAUGCCUACUGAUGCCAAUACAUGGCCUCUGCACAGAAAAAGAAUGUAUCCAUUUUUGUCGAAUUGUGCCUAAGCAUUUGCACUUGUCAGUUCUGUGCUUUAGCUGUGAAAUUCCUCAUAACUGGAGCAAAGCAAAAAUAAAGCCGUUACGGAUGAAAGCUGCCCAUACUUAGCAGCUGACUUCUUUGAAGGAAUUCGCAUUAACUUCUGAAUUCAGGGGACUGAAAAUAAUUGACCACUAAGCACUUUAAUGUAAACUGACUUGAAAGAAUUGUAGGAAUACAGACUACCAAGGUAAUAAGUAUUUUGAAGAGGUACUGUUCUAGUCAGCAGAACUCUUACCUUUAGUAUAUUAUUUAAAAGGAAUGAUAAUAUUUAACAAUAUGUUUACAUUGCCUGUAUGCAUCAGUAUAAGUGAUUAUUAGGGGUAAUUUCAUUUAGAAAGAAUACAUGACAGAAUUUAAGAUUGAGAAAGUAUGCAAUUGUGUUUUCAACAGUAGCAUGCAGUUUGAAGGGAUAAGAGUUUUACUAACUCCUCAGUUUUUCUGCCUGUUACGGCAAUAUUAACUUUCCUACCUCGCAGAGCUGUUAAGUGAGAUAGCAGAUUAUAUCCAUGUAACGAGGCAUUUACUUACUUUUCUACAAAACAAACAAAAUAUACAGAAUGAAAACUAAUAAAAAAGCACAUACAUUUCUCAUGCAAGAGAAAUAUGUUGUAAAGCAUGUUGAUUGUGAAAAAUUAGGAAAACAUGAGUGCUCAGAAUAGGAAAACUACAAUGUUUAGAAACUUUUUAAAGAACCAACAGCCAAAAUGUAAAAAAUUUAUUCCUGAGUUUAGAAGCUAGAGGAACACAGUGACAGAGCAGUCUCUGUGUCCCUUUGUCCUUUGACUAUAUAAAAUAUUUAUCAAUGUUAUAAUUUAUCAGUUUUGUUGUAACAUGAAUGUGCUGUUCCUUCUAACAGGUUCUGUUGGCAGGACUAAUGAAAAUAAAAUGUUUUAAGAGCAA
Molecule: messenger RNA, 1934 nt
Organism: Lagopus leucura (white-tailed ptarmigan)
Lineage: Eukaryota; Metazoa; Chordata; Aves; Galliformes; Phasianidae
Gene: POLR3G
Product: RNA polymerase III subunit G
Exons: 8
Coding region: 53-703 (216 amino acids)
Biological process (GO): cell population proliferation; transcription by RNA polymerase III
Cellular component (GO): RNA polymerase III complex
Source: RefSeq, a predicted model, not a curated record